Acaulospora morrowiae is the source of this 663-nucleotide messenger RNA. The record is from the annotation of a GenBank genome assembly. Lineage: Eukaryota; Fungi; Glomeromycota; Glomeromycetes; Diversisporales; Acaulosporaceae.
AUGGAGACAGUAUUUGGUGUGUAUCAUGAUACAGCCAGUUUAAUAGAGAAUAACCAUAAAACACCAGAGAAAAAGGAACUCGAAGAUUCGGAAGCAAAAAAUACUAUUAAGAAUAUUAACAAGACAGCAGUUCAGAGGUCUUUGGAUUUACCAAAUCCCAUCCAGUCUAUCUUCAAUUCAAGAUUCUCAAUUUCACCUGCAAUCUCUCCUCACACAACCCCUCCGACAUCACGUCCAUCCACUCCGUUGUUAGAUGUGUCAGGUAACAGGUCCACCCUCAUUCCUUCUGUGAAUGGGCUUUUAUAUCCAGUGGAUGCUAGGGAACAGCAGGAAACCAUUUCCAAGAAUAAAUCGGACCCAUCUCGCAUUGAACAAAGUCACCCUCUCACCACUUCAAUCAUUUCUCCUUUGGCAAGGACCGCGUACCAGGACCCCUCCUUUUUUCAAAAUGUGAAAAAAGCAACAGGGAUGGUUGAGGGUGAGGAUCUGUACAACCUUGCUAAACGUCCUUCUUCGCCAUGGAAUCUACAUAGAACUGGGGAUAAUUUUACGUCCGGUCUCGAAGGUGAAGAUCCGUACAAUCUCGCUAAGCGUCCUUCUUCGCCAUGGAAUCUACAUAGAACUGGAGAUAAUUUUACGUCCGGUCUCGAAAAAGGUGAGUGA